AUGAGUGCUUAUGUCUGCCAGAUCGUGUUUGCUCUGGCCAAUUUUGUGUCAUACAACCAUGGUGAAACUGCUACCAGUAUAGGAUUGUAUGACAACAGCCAGACUGUCAAUGACGAGAUUAAUAUUUAUCGCAUGUUUGAUAAAUCAGGCGUGGCAUUACAUGUGGCAACUAAUUUGGCAAUUAUUAUAAUCAUGAUUGUUAAUAACAAAUGUUAUACUUAA
Messenger RNA from Medioppia subpectinata, 222 nucleotides. NCBI's taxonomy places the organism in Eukaryota, Metazoa, Arthropoda, Arachnida, Sarcoptiformes, Oppiidae. The record is from the annotation of a GenBank genome assembly.